Molecule: messenger RNA, 2478 nt
Organism: Rangifer tarandus platyrhynchus (Svalbard reindeer)
Lineage: Eukaryota; Metazoa; Chordata; Mammalia; Artiodactyla; Cervidae
Source: the annotation of a GenBank genome assembly
AUGGCCUCCGAUGACAAGAAUGGCGCGAGGGUCUCCUCAGUGUCCAGCAGCCGCCUGCAGAGCCGCAAGCCGCCCAACCUGUCCAUCACCAUCCCUCCGCCCGAGACCCCGGCCCCCAGCGAGCAGGCCAGCAUGCUGCCCCAGAGGCCCAAGAACCCAGCCCUCCUGAAGAGCGUCAGCCUCCAGGAGCCGCGAGGACGAUGGCAGGAGGGCAGCCCGGAGAAGCGCCCUGGCUUCCGCCGCCAGGCCUCCCUGUCCCAGAGCAUCCGCAAGGGCGCGGCCCAGUGGUUCGGGGUCAGCGGAGACUGGGAACUGAAGCGGCAGCACUGGCAGCGCCGGAGCCUUCACCACUGCAGCGUGCGCUACGGCCGGCUCAAAGCCUCGUGCCAGCGGGACCUGGAGCUCCCCAGCCAAGAGGUGCCCUCCUUCCAGGACACUGAGUCUCCAAAGCCCUGCAAGAUGCCCAAGAUCGUGGACCCCCUGGCCCGAGGACGGGCAUUCCGCCACCCGGACGAGGUGGACCGGCCCCACGCCCCGCACCCACCGCUGACCCCUGGUGUCCUUUCCCUCACCUCCUUCACCAGCGUCCGCUCCGGUUAUUCCCACCUGCCUCGCCGCAAGAGGAUCUCUGUGGCCCACAUGAGCUUUCAAGCUGCUGCAGCCUUGCUUAAGGGGCGCUCGGUGCUGGAGGCCACGGGACAGCGGAGCCGGGUGGUCAAGUGCAGCUUUGCCUACCCCAGCUCUCUGGAGGAGGACGUGGUCGAUGGGGCGGAGACAUUCGACUCCUCAUUUUUUAGUAAGGAAGAAAUGAGCUCCAUGCCCGAUGACGUGUUUGAGUCGCCCCCACUCUCCGCCAGCUACUUCCGGGGGCUUCCGCACUCGGCCUCCCCUGUCUCCCCCGAGCAGGUCCCCCUGAAGGAGUCCAGCCGAGCCCCGGCGCCCCCCACCAAACGCGGCAAGCGCAUCGCCUCCAAGGUGAAGCACUUUGCCUUCGACCGGAAGAAGCGGCACUACGGGCUGGGCGUGGUGGGCGCCUGGCUGAACCGCACCUACCGCCGUAGCAUCAGCAGCACUGUGCAGCGGCAGCUGGAGAACUUCAACAGCCACCGGCCCUACUUCACCUACUGGCUGACCUUUGUCCACGUCAUCAUCACGCUGCUGGUGAUCGGCACGUACGGCAUCGCGCCUGUGGGCUUUGCCCAGCACAUCACCACGCAGCUGGUGCUCAGGAACAAAGGUGUGUAUGAGAGCGUGAAGUACAUCCAGCAGGAGAACUUCUGGAUCGGCCCCAGCUCGAUCGACUUGAUCCACCUGGGAGCCAAGUUCUCACCUUGCAUCCGGAAGGACCAACAGAUCGAGCAGCUCGUGCUGCGGGAACGAGACCUGGAGCGGGACUCAGGCUGCUGUGUCCAAAACGACCGUUCGGGCUGCAUCCAAACCCAGAGGAAGGACUGCUCGGAGACUCUGGCCACUUUCGUCAAGUGGCAAGAUGAUACGGGGCCCCCCAUGGACAAGUCUGAUCUGGGCCAGAAGCGGACUUCUGGGGCCGUGUGCAACCAGGACCCCAGAACCUGUGAGGAGCCAGCCUCCAGCGGUGCCCACAUCUGGCCCGACGACAUCACCAAGUGGCCGAUCUGCACGGAGCAGGCCGAGAGUAACCGCUCGGGCUUCCCGCACAUGGACUGCCAGAUCCGGGGCCGCCCCUGCUGCAUCGGCACCAAGGGCAGCUGUGAGAUCACCACGCGGGAAUACUGUGAGUUCAUGCACGGCUAUUUCCACGAGAAGGCCACGCUCUGCUCCCAGGUACACUGCUUGGACAAGGUGUGUGGACUGCUGCCCUUCCUCAACCCCGAGGUCCCCGAUCAGUUCUACAGGCUCUGGCUGUCUCUGUUCCUCCACGCUGGCGUGAUCCACUGCCUCGUGUCUGUGAUUUUCCAAAUGACCAUCCUGCGUGACCUGGAGAAGCUGGCUGGCUGGCACCGCAUCUCCAUUAUCUUCAUCCUCAGCGGCAUCACCGGCAACCUCGCCAGCGCCCUCUUCCUCCCAUACCGGGCGGAGGUGGGCCCUGCAGGGUCGCAGUUCGGCCUCCUGGCCUGCCUCUUUGUGGAGCUCUUCCAGAGCUGGCAGCUGCUGGAGCGGCCCUGGAAGGCCUUCCUGAACCUGUCCGCCAUCGUGCUCUUCCUCUUCAUCUGCGGCCUCCUGCCCUGGAUCGACAACAUCGCUCACAUCUUUGGCUUCCUCAGCGGCCUGCUGCUGGCCUUUGCCUUCCUGCCCUACAUCACCUUCGGCACGAGCGACAAGUACCGCAAGCGCGCCCUCAUCCUGGUGUCGCUGGUGGUCUUCGCCGGCCUCUUCGCCUCGCUGGUCAUCUGGCUGUAUGUCUACCCCAUCCACUGGCCCUGGGUCGAGUACCUCACCUGCUUCCCUUUCACCAGCCGCUUCUGCGAGAAGUACGAGCUGGACCAGGUGCUACACUGA